Cinara cedri is the source of this 150-nucleotide messenger RNA. The record is from the annotation of a GenBank genome assembly. NCBI's taxonomy places the organism in Eukaryota, Metazoa, Arthropoda, Insecta, Hemiptera, Aphididae.
CCAUGUGGUUUGAUCGUCAGCACACCGGGUGAAAAAUUUGAUAUUUUGUUGAAGGUACCUUUGGUGGGACGGUUGGAAAAAAAGGGAUCAUUCCGACGACCAUGCGGAAACGUGUACCCGACGGAUGAGGAUUUAUCGGAGAAAUUAUGA